UGGGAAAGCUAAUCCUGACUGGGACUCAUGGCUUUGUAAUGCUAAUGAGCUCCUAUAAAUAGAGGAGCACGACCCUCAUUCCCAACACAACUGACUCGCUCUCCUCAGAGAAACAUCUCUCCAUCUGAAACAAUGGCUCCGACCUACAUGACUGACUACUCUAAACUUUCCAACAAGGAAAAGCAUAAAUUGAGAAAACCAGUGGUGGAGAAGAUGCGCAGAGAUCGCAUCAACAACUGCAUCGAGCAGCUCAAAUCCAUGCUGGAGAAGGAGUUCCACCAGCAGGAUCCAAACACCAAGCUGGAGAAAGCUGACAUCCUGGAGAUGACGGUGGUUUUUAUGAAACAGCAGCUGCAGCCCAAGACCUCGGCUCCACAGAAAGCCCACUUUGACGGCUAUUCCCAGUGUUGGAGGGAGACCGUGAGCUUCUUAUCUGGAAACACCAAGGUGGAUGCUGUACGUCAGCAUCUGAACCACUGCCAAGAAGCCCAGAGAUCAUCUAAAGACCUCACUCACAUGUCUCCAGCUUCCCAUCAGUCCACCAAGGUGAAGCAGGAACCAUGUGCUCACAGACCUCUCUGGAGACCCUGGUAGAUGAUGAAAGACUUUGACAGAAAAACUAGAUGGUGGUUUUACCAUCUCUUAUAUUGUAGGAGAUACACAUUUCCAUUUCUAUGUUCAUUUCAAUUGCUUCAUAUUGAA
Sinocyclocheilus rhinocerous is the source of this 702-nucleotide messenger RNA. RefSeq names its product transcription factor HES-5-like. Gene Ontology annotation, molecular function: protein dimerization activity. The transcript is spliced from 2 exons. The record is from RefSeq and is a predicted model, not a curated record. Lineage: Eukaryota; Metazoa; Chordata; Actinopteri; Cypriniformes; Cyprinidae. Bases 133 to 594 code for a protein of 153 amino acids.